GGGUGGCUGGCUGCUGCAAGUGGGACGGGGGUCAGAGCUUCUUGAAGGGAAGAAAAAUUGUGGGGGGGGCAGGAGAGAAAAAGGAAGAAACCCAAACAGGCAGGAGGACACACUAAGGAAGGCCCCCCACACGUGAGAACCCCCCAGAAGAAAUACACCACCCCCUGGUCCCCAGGAAGGGUGCACAAUGGAGGCUUCACACUCCAAGACCACAGAAGAAUGUUUGGCCUAUUUUGGGGUGAGCGAGACUACAGGCCUGACCCCGGACCAAGUUAAGCGGAAUCUGGAGAAAUAUGGCCCCAAUGAGCUCCCUGCUGAGGAAGGGAAGUCCCUGUGGGAGCUGGUGUUAGAGCAGUUUGAGGACCUCCUGGUGCGGAUCCUCCUCCUGGCUGCCUGCAUUUCCUUUGUGCUGGCCUGGUUUGAGGAAGGUGAAGAGACCAUUACCGCCUUUGUUGAGCCCUUUGUCAUCCUCUUGAUCCUCAUUGCCAAUGCCAUCGUGGGUGUUUGGCAGGAGCGAAAUGCAGAGAAUGCUAUCGAGGCUCUGAAGGAAUAUGAACCUGAGAUGGGGAAAGUCUACCGGGCUGACCGCAAAUCAGUGCAAAGAAUCAAGGCUAGGGACAUUGUCCCUGGAGACAUUGUGGAAGUGGCUGUGGGAGACAAAGUCCCUGCAGACAUCCGCAUCCUUUCCAUUAAAUCCACCACCCUCCGGGUGGACCAGUCCAUUCUGACAGGUGAGUCUGUAUCUGUCAUCAAGCACACAGACCCUAUUCCUGACCCCCGAGCUGUCAACCAGGAUAAGAAGAACAUGCUUUUCUCGGGCACCAACAUUGCAGCCGGCAAGGCUUUAGGCAUCGUGGCCACCACUGGUGUGAGCACCGAGAUUGGGAAGAUCCGUGACCAAAUGGCCGCCACAGAACAGGACAAGACCCCUUUGCAGCAGAAGCUGGAUGAGUUUGGGGAGCAGCUCUCCAAGGUCAUCUCCCUCAUCUGUGUGGCUGUCUGGCUUAUCAACAUUGGCCAUUUCAAUGAUCCCGUCCAUGGGGGCUCUUGGAUACGGGGUGCCAUCUACUACUUUAAGAUUGCUGUGGCCCUGGCUGUGGCUGCAAUCCCGGAAGGCCUUCCUGCAGUCAUCACCACCUGCCUGGCCUUGGGCACCCGCCGGAUGGCAAAGAAAAAUGCAAUUGUGAGGAGCCUGCCUUCUGUGGAGACUUUGGGCUGCACCUCUGUCAUCUGUUCCGACAAGACAGGCACCCUCACCACCAACCAGAUGUCGGUCUGCAAGAUGUUCAUCAUUGACAAGGUGGAUGGGCACACCUGCGACCUGAAUCAGUUCUCUAUCACAGGCUCCACUUAUGCUCCAGAAGGAGAGGUCUUGAAGAACGAUAAGCCAGUCCGGGCAGGGCAGUAUGAUGGGCUGGUGGAGCUGGCCACCAUCUGUGCCCUCUGCAAUGACUCCUCCUUGGACUUCAAUGAGGCCAAAGGUAUUUAUGAGAAGGUGGGUGAGGCCACCGAGACAGCACUCACCACCCUGGUGGAGAAGAUGAAUGUAUUCAACACUGAUGUGAGAAGCCUGUCAAAGGUGGAGAGGGCCAAUGCCUGCAACUCAGUGAUCCGCCAGCUAAUGAAGAAGGAAUUCACCCUGGAGUUCUCCCGAGACAGAAAGUCCAUGUCUGUCUAUUGCUCCCCAGCCAAAUCCCGGGCUGCUGUGGGCAACAAGAUGUUCGUCAAGGGUGCCCCUGAGGGGGUUAUUGACCGCUGUAACUAUGUGAGAGUUGGCACCUCCCGCGUGCCGAUGACAGGGCCAGUGAAGGACAAGAUCAUGUCGGUGAUCAAGGAAUGGGGCACUGGCCGGGACACCCUACGCUGCCUGGCCCUGGCCACCCGGGACACCCCUCCGAGACGAGAGGAGAUGACCCUGGAUGACGCUACCAGGUUCAUGGAGUACGAGACGGACCUGACAUUCAUUGGUGUGGUGGGCAUGUUGGACCCGCCCCGCAAGGAGGUCACGGGCUCUAUCCAGCUGUGCCGCGAUGCUGGCAUUCGGGUGAUCAUGAUCACUGGGGACAACAAGGGCACAGCCAUUGCCAUCUGCCGACGAAUUGGCAUCUUUGGGGAGGAUGAGGAGGUGAGAGACCGAGCCUACACUGGCCGGGAGUUCGACGACCUGCCCCUGGCUGAGCAGCGGGAAGCUUGCCGUCGUGCUUGCUGCUUUGCCCGUGUGGAGCCCUCCCAUAAGUCCAAGAUCGUGGAGUAUCUGCAGUCCUUUGAUGAGAUCACAGCCAUGACAGGAGAUGGCGUCAAUGACGCCCCUGCCCUGAAGAAGGCUGAGAUCGGCAUUGCCAUGGGGUCGGGCACUGCCGUGGCUAAGACCGCCUCUGAGAUGGUGCUGGCUGAUGAUAACUUCUCCACCAUCGUGGCCGCUGUGGAGGAGGGCCGCGCCAUCUACAACAACAUGAAGCAGUUCAUCCGCUACCUCAUUUCCUCCAACGUGGGCGAGGUGGUCUGCAUCUUCCUGACAGCCGCCUUGGGGCUGCCUGAAGCCCUGAUCCCUGUGCAACUGCUGUGGGUGAACUUGGUGACUGAUGGGCUCCCAGCCACAGCCCUGGGCUUCAACCCACCAGAUCUGGACAUCAUGGACCGGCCCCCCCGGACUCCCAAGGAGCCCCUCAUCAGUGGAUGGCUCUUCUUCCGCUACAUGGCAAUUGGGGGUUAUGUGGGUGCAGCCACUGUGGGAGCAGCUGCCUGGUGGUUCCUGUAUGCGGAGGAUGGGCCUCGGGUCACCUACAGCCAGCUGACUCACUUCAUGCAGUGCAAUGAAGAGAAUCCUGACUUUGAGGGUCUGGACUGUGAGGUCUUUGAGGCCCCAGAGCCCAUGACCAUGGCCUUGUCUGUGCUGGUUACCAUCGAGAUGUGCAAUGCGCUCAACAGCCUGUCUGAGAACCAGUCCCUCCUGCGGAUGCCACCAUGGGUGAAUAUCUGGCUGAUGGGCUCCAUCUGCCUGUCCAUGUCCCUCCAUUUCCUCAUCCUCUACGUUGACCCUCUGCCGAUGAUCUUCAAGCUCCGGGCCCUAGACUGCAACCAGUGGUUUAUGGUCCUCAAGAUCUCAUUGCCAGUCAUUGGGCUUGAUGAAAUCCUCAAGUUUGUUGCUCGAAACUACCUGGAGGGAUAACCUGUUCCCCCUCUUCCAUCUCUUUGAGUCGUGCCACAGAUCCAGAAGAUGAAAGAAGGAAGUAACCCGUCUCUUUACCUCCUCCCCCCCACCCCCCCCACAGUGAUGCAUCUUCAGCCAGAGCUGUGGCACAGACCCCCACGUUCCUCUAUUCCCCGACAUUUUUCUGUUUAUAAACACAAUGUCCCUUUCAGUUCUCACCACCACCGCCCCCCAGCAACCCUGCCUUCUGCCCUUGUAAAACCUCCCCUCUCCAACCCUGUGGGGCUUGCAGGGACAAGGAAACUGAUUGAGCUGAGCUGCUUAUUUAUUGAAAAUAAAUGACAGAAAAGUC
Molecule: messenger RNA, 3503 nt
Organism: Manis javanica (Malayan pangolin)
Lineage: Eukaryota; Metazoa; Chordata; Mammalia; Pholidota; Manidae
Gene: ATP2A1
Product: ATPase sarcoplasmic/endoplasmic reticulum Ca2+ transporting 1
Biological process (GO): calcium ion transport
Cellular component (GO): membrane
Molecular function (GO): ATP hydrolysis activity; P-type calcium transporter activity; ATP binding
Source: RefSeq, a predicted model, not a curated record